GUGUCCAAACAUUAUAGAAGCACUAAAUGUAACAGACAUCUUAGAAUUCCAUCUCCUGGGUCUCUCAGCUGAUCCAGAAUUGCAACCUGUCCUCUUUGGACUAUUCCUGACCAUGUACCUGAUCACAGUGUUUGGGAACCUACUCAUAGUUAUGGCCAUCAGCUUUGACUCCAACCUCCACACCCCUAUGUACUUCUUUCUCUCCAAUCUGUCCUUGGCUGACAUCUGUUUUACCUCUACCACUGUUCCAAAGAUGUUUGUAUACCUCCAAACUCACAGUAGAACCAUCUCCUAUGAGGGCUGCCUGACACAGAUGUCUCUUUUUCUCAUUUUUGGAUGCAUGGAUGAUCUGCUUCUGACUGUGAUGGCCUAUGACUGUUUUGUGGCCAUCUGUCACCCCCUGCAUUAUCCAACCUUUAUGAACCCUCAACUUUGUGGCUUGUUAGAUUUGGUGUCUUUUUUGGUUAGCCUUUUGGAAUCCCAGCUGCACAAUUUGAUUGCAUUACAGUUUACUACCUUCAAGGAUGUCAAAAUUGCUAAUUUUUUCUGUGACCCUUCUCAGGUCCUCAGUCUUUCCUAUUCUGGCACCUUCAUCAAUAUCAUGGUAAUGUAUUUUGUUGGUGCUGUAUUUGGUGUUUUUCCGAUCUCAGGAAUCCUUUUCUCUAACUAUAAAAUAGUUUCCACUAUUCUGAGAAUCCCAUCCUCAGGUGGGAAAUAUAAAGCCUUUUCUACCUGUGGGCCUCACCUAUCAGUUGUUUGUUUAUUUUAUGGAACAGGCUUUGGAGUGUACCUUGGUUCAGCUGUGUCACAUUCUUCUAGAAAAUCUGCAGUGGCCUCGGUGAUGUACACAAUUGUCACCCCCAUGCUGAACCCCUUCAUCUACAGCAUGUGGAAUAGGGACAUUAAGAGUACCCUAAAGAGGCUCCACAGUAGAAUCAUGUAA
Molecule: messenger RNA, 943 nt
Organism: Marmota monax (woodchuck)
Lineage: Eukaryota; Metazoa; Chordata; Mammalia; Rodentia; Sciuridae
Product: olfactory receptor 7E24-like
Exons: 1
Biological process (GO): G protein-coupled receptor signaling pathway
Cellular component (GO): membrane
Molecular function (GO): G protein-coupled receptor activity; olfactory receptor activity
Source: RefSeq, a predicted model, not a curated record